AUGCAUACCGCCGCCAGUGUUGUAAGUGGCCCAUCCACCGGAAGGCACUCGAAGCAAACGCAAGCUCCUACCGCUACGGGUGACGCUGCCAGGCCGGCUCUCCCUCCGAACGUGAACAGUAGGCCCCACGGGACGCUGACCGUUCGAUUCGGCAGUUUCCGGGAAUCUUCCGGGGCUGGCGUGCGGUGGAACAGUGCCAAGGUGUACGUGAGUGUCGAUUUGCAGCUCAUCUGGUGGGGCCAGCAAACGCCUAGCAGCUCUUCCGGUGGUAGUGGUGCUGGACCACUGCUCCACUGGGAGCAAGGAAACGCCCGUCAAAACGGGGCCAGUGAGGUGGUCUACGAGGUACGCACCAGCCCAGAACUCUUCCGGCGGUAUCUAAAAAGUUGUGAACCGAUUCGGGUGCGAUUGGUGUCGAAACGUACACGAACCGUGAUCGGAACGGCCCAGGUGCAGAUUCCGGGCAAGAUAACAAACUUCCGAGACCCGGGAUCGGUUAGCCCAACGACGACGACAGUAGCACAAGCGUGUGGGGAAGUGCACAGCGUUAGAGGUUUCUGUCUCGGGGAGGUGUGUUUGGAGCUUUCGUUGCAGUUUGAUCGGAAAAGAUCUGCUACUUCCGGAGCUGGUCCAGGUAAGGAAAACGGCAAAAUGUUGCUUGUGGAGCAGAAGCCAGCUUCGCCCGCUCUGAUGCCGCUAGCAGUCGAAGGAAAGCCAGCACCAUUGCAUGAAUCCUCCCAACGUACACUGCCAGCGGCAGGUGUUUGUGCUGCGAAGAAAAGAUUCCAUACGCUCGCACCGGACGCACGCCAAAAGAUUCUCGACUACCUAACUGGGCGGCCGAUCGACGGUGAUGGUAGCAAUUCAGAACUGUCCGCACUAAGCGAGAUAUGCUCCGUGUCACCGGCAGAAAGUAUGCUGGAAGCAUUGACACGUUACGAUCAAGCACCGGAACCACGGAAGCAAACCUAUCUCCGUGCAGUUGAUUGUGUCCGUGUGCUGGUGGAGAAUCUCAAAUUUACCCGUGCUGGCCAGAAGGAGAUACAGCAUCGUGCCAAUCAGCAGCAUUUGGCCAUGUUUGGAGGCGGAUUUGUGGUGCGCAUGAAGCUCUUACCAACGGCGGCCAGGUUGAAGUUUACUUCGACAGCAGUCAGCGAGACGGAAGUAGUUUUCGACGCGAAACCGCAGCAGACACGCUUUGGUCUCCCGGAAUCCGCGACCGGUGAGGGUUUGCAGUUCGACUUUGCGGUACAUCUCAACGUUGGGAGUUUCUACAAGACGCGCCUCUUCUUUCUUGGCUCGGCCAGCGUCACGCUACAGGAGGUGAUCGAGGGAAGGUUCGCGUGCCACAAGCGCUGCCCAAUCCGGCUGGCAUCGGAUGAUAUCCUUCUCGGGACGCUAACCGUACGGUUGGAGUUGGGCAGUCGCGGGAUACAUUUCGGACCGGAGUUGAUCGAUGCCGUGCUUAUCGAUGGCGGCAACGUGACGCUAGAGAGCUCCGAAGCUUCUUCCGAUGGCGAGAGUGUUGAGCCGAGUGUUACACCGGAACCGAUACCUUCGGUCAUGCACUGCCAGCACAAGCAUCACCAUUGCCACGGAAGCGAAGCACGUUGCGUUGAUCGAUUUCCGUGCUACGUCAGCAAAUGCAAGACUGCGAUGACUGACCCGGGUGAUAAUCAAAGCUCCAGCGGCGAAAAAGAUACUUCCAGUCACAAUCAACCGACGCGGCAAGAUGGAGAAGGUUCGGGCGCCUCGACGAAUGGCGGCGGAGGCGAUCAAGAUGAGCAAAAUAGAAAUGCACCUCAGAAGAACGAUAGGCAACCGGAGCCGCCGAAUGCCAUGGAAAUCGAUGGUUCGAAACCAGAAGUGCAACAAACGAAGCUAUUGCACGGUUUGCUGUACCUCGGCCAGCUAAAGGAUCGCAACCAACCGGUGGGGGAACAUUUUCUAGCACUGCAACCGUUUUGGACCGACGAACCGUCGACUCUCACCUCGGAACUCUGCCAGCCGGAGGGGAACUUUGAUUACCUCCGUACGUUUCCCGUUAUGGCCACCGCCAGCUUUCUCGAGCGUGUCCGCAAUCAGCACCUAGCGGUCGAACUGUGGCAGAAAGCGCCCGGCGAGGGUGAAAAGCUGGUUGGCGUUACACGCCUACCGCUGCAUCAGUUCUACAUCGCGUUCCGGGAUGUGCAGCUGAGUGACCAUUUGGCUCACGCCCGCCUUCCGGUGAUUUCAAUUGACGGUUGGAGCGGUAUUGGAUCUCCUCUGGCAUCGGAACCAUGCGGUCAGCUUCAGGCCGUGCUUGCGAUUGGCACCGAAAGCCAGAUCGAACACUUCCGCCUAACGCGAUCCCUGCCGAUGCACACUUCCGGCGAUGUGCCGCGUAAUCGACUCCCGGCGAUCGAGACGCCACGGAUUAACCCCCGGUCGGACAGUAAGUCCAUCCAAACGGUGAGCUGCGGUGGUGGUACCAAGCAACCGCAGAGCUCUGAAGUGGCCAACAUGCUGUCGGCGUUCAUCGAAAAUCUGGCCCAACGGCUUCCAAUUUCCUCCGAGCGUAGUACGGCUCCGAGUUUUGAUAACAAUUUAUCCAGCGUUGAGCAACGCCCGGUAGCCGGAUCGCCACACUCACAAGCGAACCGUCCUCAGCUACGCAAAACGGCCGAUCUGCUCGACAAUCUCCAGAAGGCGCUUGCCCAGCGACCCUCUGCCGCCGCCUUGGAGGGCUUCGGAGCACUCGGGUUGGGUUCGGCCGCCUCUCUGCUCGGAGCCAGCACCACUCCGGCGGAUCAAACACCUCCCGCUGCCGGAACCGAUGAAACACGCAUUUCCGCUGCGGGGACAGGGGAACCAGUGGCACCACAACAUCCUACACCGGUGGUCCUAAUGGAAGCUUCGGAAAGUGAGCAACCCUCAGCCGAGAAACCGGCUCCACAACCAAUCCCAGCGGUCAGCACCGAAGAUUCCUCCACGGACGGUGUGGAAGAGGAGUCGUGCAAACUGAUCCGAUUGUUGAUCGAAAUCGAACGGGCCGUCAAUCUGCCGCAGCUAACAAUUAGCAAAAAGUACGCCAAGCGACAGCACCACAAGAACCGCGUUCCAAACGUUCCGGAGGCGCUCGUGCUCGAACCGAGCGCUUACGCCACGUUCGAGGGUCACCAUCUGCGGCCGGGGACGGCGAAUACGGUCAAAUCACACGAAGGCAUCGUCUACACCACGCACGUCAUCGAGCGGAACUGUGCCCCAGGGUGGCAAAAGCGCUUUGAGGUGCAACUACCCAGCGAUCUGAUGACCAAUGACGAGAAACGGUUCAUCGUGAAGGUGUGGCGGAAGGCGGCCCUAAGCGAUGCGCCGAAAUGCCGGCUGUUGCCCGCCCCCAUGGAGGACGCCGUAAUCGGGUUCUGUGCCAUCGAUCUGAGUCUGCUGCUGUCCGGAUUGUCUUGCAUCCUUGGGUGGUACAAUAUAAUGGACUUUUCCGGGCGCUGCAACGGUCAAAUCAAGAUCUACAUAAAACCACUCGAAAACGUGCAAUCGUUCAAAGUGGCUGAAGAGCAACAGAACUUCCGUCUACCGUUGUUGAUCGACGUGGACUGCGGACCCACGAUGGGGCUCGAUACGUCCAGCAACACGUCGCUCAGUCGUGCGCUGAAACGGAAAUUCAUCGAGCUGGAGGAAAUCACGGAGCGGCUAAAGGCUCGCCUGUUCGAUGUGACCGGUGACGACGGUGAUGACGACGGUACCGAUCCGGACGAUCAGUUCGAACGCGAUCUCAACACGGCGGCCAGCGAAGACGAUGACGAUGCUGUCGAUGAUGAUCAGGAUGCGUGGGCCGGUGACGAGCAGCUGGAGGACUCUUCGAAUCGGAAGCGCAACAGCCAAUACCCGAACGGUGCGAUGACUAUCACCACCAACACCUCGUCGUACUCGAUGUGUGCCACCGACCGGAGCAGUCUAACAGGCUGCUCGAACCGUGCUUCGCGGUCUCGGGACGAGUCUCCUCCGCCGCGUCCUUCGACGUCGCAGCUAGCCGAACUGCUGCAAAGCCACGACAUCGACACGCUCAUUAAUCCGGCCCUUUUCAAGAACUUUCUCCUUCCGUCAACCUCCGAAUCGACACCCGUUCUCGAUGGUGGUGAAACGGGCAUCGAUGCGGACAUGAGCGAUGAAUCCUCGGUCGGCUGUGCGGCCGGUGGAGAUAGGGUGAAACAGAUAGCGACGGCCCUGCAGCGGACCACCAUAUCCGAUACGAUCCGGCCCGGGGAAGCACAGAGCAGUACGGUGAUGGUGCCGGCCGAGGGCGACGGUAACGGUGGACCAUGCCGCGAAGCACCGGAAGGAGAACCGAUGAAGGACGUAAACAAAUGAAUCUAAGGUUGGGAAUCUCUUUGCACAAAAGAGGUGAGCCAGCGACGGCAUUUCAACUUUACUCGAACCUACUUUUAAACAUCCAAAAACCCUUUA
This is a messenger RNA of Anopheles bellator, 4461 nucleotides long. RefSeq lists its product as uncharacterized. Lineage: Eukaryota; Metazoa; Arthropoda; Insecta; Diptera; Culicidae. Gene Ontology annotation, biological process: cilium assembly; centriole elongation. The coding region runs from base 1 to 4365 and encodes 1454 amino acids. Gene Ontology annotation, cellular component: centriole; centriolar satellite. The transcript has 3 exons. The record is from RefSeq and is a predicted model, not a curated record.